Messenger RNA from Babjeviella inositovora NRRL Y-12698, 1980 nucleotides. RefSeq names its product Bud22p (gene BUD22). NCBI's taxonomy places the organism in Eukaryota, Fungi, Ascomycota, Pichiomycetes, Serinales. Gene Ontology annotation, biological process: DNA repair. The transcript is spliced from 2 exons. The record is from RefSeq and is a predicted model, not a curated record. Bases 1 to 1932 code for a protein of 643 amino acids. Gene Ontology annotation, molecular function: methylated-DNA-[protein]-cysteine S-methyltransferase activity.
AUGAAACUUUUCUAUACCAUUUCCAAAACCAGCUACACCAGUGUUAUUGUUGUUUUAGACAAAGAAGGUGUGGUGUACUACGCAGCCUUGGGAGACAACCUGCUGGUGCUCACCAAGACCAUGCAAGCCGACUUUGCCAAGAUCAAGAAACUGGGUAUUGUGGCCCCUUCUCUAUUUACUGAAGGCCUGAACGAGAAAAUCAGCAACACCAACAAAUUAUUCUGUGACGUGAUUGAAAAUCCCACGCUAAUUAACACAGCGAACGCGGAACAAACCAUUCCGCACAAAUUCAUCUUCGGGACGCCCUUGCAGCAAAAGGUGUGGACUUACUUGUUGGAUGAAACCACACACGGUAAGUAUUCUACAUACUCGGAAAUUGCUACUGCCUUGCUGAUUCCGACAAGUUCCAGGGUUGUGGCCAACGCGUGUGGUGCCAACAAGAUCGCUAUCUUGGUUCCUUGCCACCGUGUUCUCACCAAGGACGGCAAAAUAAGUGGCUACAGAUGGGGUGUGGCGAAGAAGAAGAUUCUUUUGGACCGUGAGAAUCAGAAGGGGUCUAAGGAGAAUAACACAUGGAAGUUGGACUUAUUGGAAGUCAAGUUUUUCAACACCAAACCCCGUUUCCCAAGAACCAAGCUCUUAUUAAAGUCAAAAAAGUUGAAGUUCAACUUGCCAGAGUCCAGAGAUGCUGCUUUGGAACAGGUCAACACCCUAAAGAGAGAGCUCUGCGAAAGAAAGGUCCACGCAUCCAAGACAAAACUUGAGAGGGCGUUAAAAAAGUACGCCAAGGUCGAGGGCGGUAAGGCUACUCUCCAGCUCAGUAAGAUCAUUGAUAACACUUCCAAACGGUACACCGAAGCCUUGGUCGCUGUCACCACGAUUCAAGGCUUGCAACUUGGAUAUGUUGCCAAUGCUAAAUUGGUCAAGCUUUGUGAAAAAGUCUACCUUACAUCCAAGGAAUUAAAACUGUACCCACCACUGUUUAUUCCUGAAUGGAUUAAGGAAGCCAUUUUGGAUAAAUCUAACCCUAGCAAUCCGUCUUUCCAGUUCAAGAACAACUCCAAUGAAGUUAACAACAUGGUAUCAAAGAUUUUCAACACUAAAGAGUUCAAGGAUUUGUUGGCAAACGCCGAAUCCAACAUGAAGUUGGUUUUGGGGCCAGUGGAUAAGCCUGUCACCGAAGAAGCAACCGCAGACUCUGAUUCCAGUUCUGACUCUGAUUCAGAAUCCGAUGAUGAAUCUGUCUCUGAAAUCUCUAAGGGCGAAGAUACAGUGUCAAGACAGAAAGAGGUAGAAGGAGACGAAGAAUUCGACUCCGAUUCCAGCAUCGACUACGAUGUGUACAAAGACAUGGUGGCUGCCUCUUCCGAUGAAGAUGAACUGGUUGUUUUAAAUGAGGAUAUUGAUUAUAACGAUGUUACCGACCAGGAGCCAAGCGAUGAAGAAGAAAAUUCUGAAGACUCUGAAGUUCCAGAGAAAAAGAUAAAGGAUAAGAAAAAAAAGGAAGUAUUUCCAGAAUUAGCAUCCGGAUAUUUCUCUGGCGACUCUGGAUCCGAUAUUUCUGACGACGAGAUGGUCAAAAACAUCACCAAACCGAGAAAGAACAGAAGGGGCCAGAGAGCCAGACAAAAGAUCUGGGAGCAGAAAUAUGGGGCCAAGGCCACACACGUACAGAAGGAGCAGGAGCGUUACAAGUCCGAGAGAGAGACCAAACAGAAGGAGUACGAAGCCAGAGUUGCCAAGAGAGCGUUGUUAGCUGCGCCCUCCGGUACUAACGACAUCCCAUUGGGUGACAGAGGCGCCAUCCAGGCUGCUGCCUUGAAACGUAAGGCACAGGAAGACGCACCAUUGCAUCCGUCUUGGGAGGCCAAAAAGAAGCAGAAAGAGAUGACCCAGGCCAAGUUCUCGGGUAAGAAGGUUACUUUUGAUUAGUCGGACUUUCUAUGUAAUACAAAAAUUGUAUGUAAAAUAUUAUCGUGG